Messenger RNA from Salvia miltiorrhiza (redroot sage), 1519 nucleotides. RefSeq names its product protein XRI1-like. Gene Ontology annotation, biological process: female meiotic nuclear division; male meiotic nuclear division. The record is from RefSeq and is a predicted model, not a curated record. Lineage: Eukaryota; Viridiplantae; Streptophyta; Magnoliopsida; Lamiales; Lamiaceae. The coding region runs from base 304 to 1191 and encodes 295 amino acids. The transcript has 9 exons.
AUAAAUAUAGUAUUAUUCAAAAGAGGGGAUUUUUCAUUAAUAUUUCUUUUUUCCCGUCUUGGAAGGUGUAUUUGUAUAAGUAGUUGCACUGUUUUUUUGUAUUUUUUUUUAUAUAUUUAGCAGUUGCAUCUUACAGAGAUAUAAUUACACUAAUGUUGUGUGUAUUUAACCUCUAUAACGGCUAGUUUAAGACUUUGUUUUUUUGUUAACAGGAUAGAGCGGUGUUGUCUGAUUUAGAACACUGUUUACUUUUAUUGUUUUUAAAUAUUUUUGGAGGAAGGAAAAAUUUUGCAGGAAGAGAAGAUGAGCUACAACAAUGGCAGUGACAUGUGGGAUUGGCGAGGUCAGGUUUAUUCUCUUGAAGAUCACACUAGCAUAGCAUCUAAAUCCCUUUUGAAUGAAGUGGAACACAAUGUAGAUCAUAUCUCUUAUAUGUUUGACAAUGAGACUACCCCGGUCAAGGCUUGCGGAGACGUAGCUUAUUAUGUUUCCAACAAUGAGACGACAGGGAAAGAGUCGGAGCUAUACAGGGAACACUCCUCUCAAGUGAAAAGGCGCAGGAUGCUACAGUUUGAGUCCGAAGUCUUGGAAACACCCCUUUGCAACGAGGAGCUUUUGAGAUCUAAGGAGACACAACAGACUCUUGAAGCUGCUAUUUCAGACAUGUCACAGUGGGUUGCUGGUUUCACAGAUGGCAUGCCUGCAGCCAGCACCGAGUGCUUGGAUCCUUCAUCUGAAGGGUGGAUCACUGACUGCUUCAAUGAGGCCGAGAUGCACCUCUGCAACGAAGAUUUCACUAGUGCAUGUGAAGCACCCGACGUUCAAAUUGAUGUUACGGAGCUUUGCAAAACUGCUCCUGAAAUUGAAGCUAAUCUGGUCGAGAACAACCUUACUACUCCUCGAAACAUUGUCUUUAAAGGUACAAAAUCAUUCAUGCGCACACCUCCUAAACUGGCAUCAUCCGUGAUCUAUCCGUUCACGUUCAUCAAACCAUGUGGUGUUCUUGGAGACACGACUCUUAAGGACAUAAACCAGAGGAUACACAAUCCGCCAAAGCCUAAACCAGAAGAAGAUGAUCCUAGUGCUGCUUAUCCCACAUCAGCAUUCUCCGGGAAACCUGUUGUUGGGAAGACUAAAAUCCACACUGAAGGUGGAAAGGGCAGCAUCACAAUCAUGAGGACGAAAGGGUAGACUGCUCGUUUCUCACGAGGAACAAGCUGCAGCUCUUGAGGUCAGUUCCCAACUGGUUUCUCAAGUUGGACACAUAUUAUGAUGUUUUAUACUGGAGGAUCUUCACCUAUAGUUGAUCCUUGUUUUCUCAUUCUCUUUAGAGGAAAGCUACUUCAGUUUUCGUCGUUUUUUAUGCGAAAAAACCAUGUUAUGAAACUUGAACGUUGAGCUCUUUAUCAACCCAUUGAUGUUAAAGUUACAGCUUUAUCAAAAUGAUAGGCAAUAUGUAAAAGUAUUUAUACUUGAUGCUGCCAAUAUGAUCUAUAUAUCAUUCUCUCUUUUUUUUAAA